Zophobas morio is the source of this 1188-nucleotide messenger RNA. It is a transcript of the gene Pih1D1, whose product is annotated as PIH1 domain-containing protein 1. Gene Ontology annotation, biological process: rRNA processing; box C/D snoRNP assembly. Gene Ontology annotation, cellular component: cytoplasm; ribonucleoprotein complex; R2TP complex. The record is from RefSeq and is a predicted model, not a curated record. Lineage: Eukaryota; Metazoa; Arthropoda; Insecta; Coleoptera; Tenebrionidae. Bases 171 to 1094 code for a protein of 307 amino acids. The transcript has 5 exons.
AAUCCAAUUAAAGACGUUUUUUUAAUAAACGAGAAGAAUAAUAAUAGUGGAGUAGGUACAAUGACGAGUCGGUUUUAGUGACUGACGCAUGUGCACUACUCGCACAACUGUCAAAUUAACUUGAAAGUGUUUGUUUUGGUGUUGAAUUUCUUAUUGAUUACACGUUCAACAUGACUUCGAACUCGUCCUCGUCGAAAAAUGUGUUUUUAGAUAUCGAUCCUACAAUCGUCGAAAAAAAUCUUCGCUUCACGGCGGACCCCAGCGAGGAUGAGUUUAGUAAAAUGUUUCAGCAGCCGGAGCAGUACCCCUCGAAACUUGUAAAACCCUUUCCUGGAUUCUGCAUCAAAACCCGAGAAGUCGGUUCCGACUCAAAAUUCUUCGUAAAUAUUUGCCACACUGACGCAAUUCCGCCACCGAAAGACAUAACCGAAAAAGAGCUCGCCAAUAUUCUAGAAUCAGAUGACAUCGCGGACUACAGAGUACCGAUGAGCAUCGGUGAUGUUCGCACCGAAACCGACAAAAAAGGGGAAGAAGCCCGGGUUUCCGACGUCGCUAUACACCCCGAUUUUUUCCAGAAAAUAGAACGAAGCGUGUUAUUCAAAAAUUUCUUCAUCACGAUUGUGUUCGAGGGGUUGAAAGAUAAGCACGGGAUUAUCACCCACGACGAUAAAAUAAUUUUGAAAAAUAGGAAAGCGUUCGGGACGUUGCAGGUGCACAGGAUACAGCAACGGGAGAUAAAUGAGAAAAUGAAAAACGUGAGUGGUGCCUCAAUAAUUGAGGAUAGUACGAAGAGGAAGCCUUUGAUUGAAACGAUUUCGAGUGGCGAAAUUCCGUGUAGAAGCCCCGAGUACAAACUAUUUAGGCGAAGAGCGCAACCGAAUUGUCUGAUUGGAGAAUUUAAAUUCCCCGACGUUAUUUCAACUAAAGAGCUCACGCUAGAUGUGGGUGAAGAUAGAAUUGUUAUAGAGUCGACCUCAAAACAUUAUUUACUUGAUAUAUUUGUUCCCCUUGUUAUUAGACAAUCGUCUUGUACGUCCAUUUUCAACAAAUCUACAAAGAUUUUAACGGUAACAAUGCCCCUGGUUGGAGGCUAAAUCUCACUUAAAUUUAUAAGGAAUACAGUGGUUACUUAAAUGUAUAUAAAUUCAGUUACAAUAUAAAAAAUUGAUUAUGACUAUGGCAUCUGAA